Folsomia candida is the source of this 1686-nucleotide messenger RNA. RefSeq lists its product as uncharacterized. NCBI's taxonomy places the organism in Eukaryota, Metazoa, Arthropoda, Collembola, Entomobryomorpha, Isotomidae. The transcript is spliced from 6 exons. The record is from RefSeq and is a predicted model, not a curated record. Bases 278 to 1510 code for a protein of 410 amino acids.
CUACAUUGGGUACCCCUCCACUUCAUUGCCUCCGUAGUUGUAGACGCAAGAAGAAAAGCAAGACUUGUCUAUUACCAUCAUAUUACGAUCCACACUCGUUUGUGAAACGCUUUCAUAUUUCCUUUGUGUCCUGUUAGUGCGUGGAUUUAAGUCGACUGGAACCUGUAUCUGGAGAAAACGAUGUACACAGUUCACGUUAUCAUCCAACAAUUUCGCUCUUCGUGUGGGUGAUAACACGAACCGCUUGUCCUGGCUAAUCUAUUAACUCGUCCGUUCAAUGCCUUCCGGUUCACAAGCAUCAUCCUCAAUUCGGCGUUCCACAAAGUGUAGAAAAUUGACCGUCUCGUUCGUGAUGCUCUUCUUCGUGGCGUCCUUUCUCCUACUGCUCGUCUGGAGUGUGGCCUCAAACCUCCUCUCCCCAACGGAAGGAGGAGGUGUUCAGAGUUCCCAAGUCUCCCUGGACCAGAUUUUGGAACGUUUACAAGAGAAAAUCGAGAGGCUGGAGAACAAGUUGAACUUGGCUGAAGAAAUGAUUCAAGAAAUCCACGAGGACUCUGAAUUCUAUAAUCGACACCAGUCCCCAACGGUGGAGCAUGGCUUGAUCGAACUGCGAGUGGCGGAUUGGAACGCGUCUCUGCAGAAUGGACUUGAAGACGCCAUCAGUCGGUUCGAGGCCGGGGAGAGUUUGGGUCCCCACUUCCGGUCCACUUGGAGUCUCUACUUGACCUCGACACGUUUGUCGACGGGGGACGUCCUCAACGUGCACCUUGCUUUGGACAAGUGGGCCAAGCAGCAUGUCUGGGCAGGGUUCAAGGUCCGUCUGUAUCGUGGGGAUGGUCAGCUCUUCCUCUCCCGGAGCCACCCCGUAACUGAUGUUCUCACAAACUUGGAGGAGUCUGACAGUGGUGAGACGUGGGCAGAGAUAUCGAUACCAAAUCUGAUGCCCUUGAGUAGCGUCCCCCAACUGCUAAACCGUAAUGGGUCACUCCGGCUCACAGCCGAACUGGGACUGAUUGGACAUGGUCACAGGGUGUACAGACCGAAAAUUGGGUCAGCGCCUCAAAGUGACACUCAAACGGUAGUGUUUACAGUGGCGAGCAAUAGCAUCUCGACGUCCAAUGACAGUACAAACAAGGGCAGCAACACCACCACUACCUUUUCCAACUUCCAGUUAAGUCAUCCAUGGGGAGGAGUGAGCUCGUGGGGUGCGAAAGUGCAGAAGAGCAGCGGCGAGGACAUUUCGUUUUCGCUCAUUUUGAGUCAAAUUCAGGAUGAUGCGGUGGAGUGGGACGAGCUUUUUGCUGCAUUUACCGUCAGUGUGUCUGGAGCAAGUUCAGGAGUGGGAUCUGCUCCGUUGCACAACUUCAUGGCCGAGCCGGAAGCAACGCUGGUCAACUUCGCGACAAGUCCAAAUAAAAAUACUACAAACGCCAAGGAUGAUCUUUUGGAGUUCAGAGUUGGCGUCACCGUGUUCAAUCGCAAUGCAAGAUUUGGUGUCAAUUUUCGAUAAGGAGCAGGACCCUCAUAAGUGGCAUAAUAUGCAAUAAAUACAUGACUUCAUAAUGUGUACACAUAUUUUAAUGCUUGAAAUGUACAAAACGGGGAUGACUGUUGUCCAUCAUGAUUCAGCAUAAUGAAUAAAUUCAUACGAGUCAAUCAAAUAAAAAAUAUAAAUAAAUAAAUAAA